AUGAAGGUCACGUGGAACGACAAGGCCGAUGCCAAGUUACUGGCCGGCAUACUCGCCACAAAUCCUACCCCGAUUGAUUUUAAUGCUCUUGCUGAGUAUAUGGGUGAUGGAGUCACAGCCUGCGCCAUCCGGCACCGGGUAGCUCGCCUUCGGGCUAAGGCUGCAGAGAUGAAUGAUGGCAGUGGCACCUCUUCCCCUGCUUCGCCCGUGACCAGGAAGCGCCAGCGCAGGACUCCAAAGAAGUCUGCAAAGGCCGCACCCGCAAAGCACAAGGAUGCUGAUAACGAAUCUGGCGGAGAAGACCCAGUUCCCGAGGACGAAGAAAUCGACGGUGAAGAUGCCACUGACAAGAAGUGCAAAAUAAAGCACGAGGAGACUGAAGAGUAA
Messenger RNA from Penicillium psychrosexuale, 387 nucleotides. RefSeq lists its product as uncharacterized. The record is from RefSeq and is a predicted model, not a curated record. NCBI's taxonomy places the organism in Eukaryota, Fungi, Ascomycota, Eurotiomycetes, Eurotiales, Aspergillaceae. The transcript has 3 exons. Bases 1 to 387 code for a protein of 128 amino acids.